This is a messenger RNA of Solea solea (common sole), 1833 nucleotides long. It is a transcript of the gene wdr55, whose product is annotated as WD repeat domain 55. NCBI's taxonomy places the organism in Eukaryota, Metazoa, Chordata, Actinopteri, Pleuronectiformes, Soleidae. Gene Ontology annotation, molecular function: protein binding. The record is from RefSeq and is a predicted model, not a curated record. Bases 1 to 1272 code for a protein of 423 amino acids. The transcript is spliced from 4 exons.
AUGGCGACGUCCACAGAACACGUUGGAGCGGGAUACACAGCGACGGUACCGGAUCAAACAGAAGCCGCAGAAACGUCCAGAGACCCGGAGACCUCAGACUCAGAGCCCGCCGCUGAGGAUCCGGAGCCGGGUCAAGAUGACGACGAGGACGAAGACGAAGGUGAGCCGUCCGAGCCGAAGAUCCGUGACACUCCGGAGGAUAUACGGCUGGAGGCGGUCGCCAACACCGUGGCUCUGCACCCGAGCCGGGACCUGCUGGUGUGCGGGGACGUGGACGGGGACUUGUACGCCUACUCCUACUCCUGCACGGAGGGGGAGAACCGGGAGCUGUGGUCCUCGGGGCAUCACAUGAAGUCCUGCCGCCAGGUGCGCUUCUCCGCGGACGGACUGAAGCUGUGCAGCGUGUCCCGGGACAGGGCCGUGCACAUGCUGGACGUGGAGCGCGGGCAGCUGGUCACCAGGAUCCGCGGGGCACACGGAGCCCCCAUCAACAGUCUGCUGCUGGUGGACGAGAACAUCCUGGCGACUGGAGACGACGGAGGAACCCUGAAGGUGUGGGACAUGAGGAAAGGGACGGCAGUCAUGGACCUGAAACACCAUGACGAUUACAUCAGUGACAUCGCUGUGGACCAGGCCAAGAGGAUCCUCCUCACAACCAGUGGUGAUGGUACCAUGGGCGUCUUCAACAUUAAGAGGCGGCGCUUCGAGCUGCUGUCGGAGUACCAGAGUGGUGAUCUGACCUCAGUGGUGCUGAUGAAGCACGGUAAGAAGGUAGUUUGUGGCUCCAGUGAAGGAACCAUCUACAUCUUCAACUGGAACGGCUUUGGUGCCACCAGCGACCGCUUCGCCGUCAAGGCGGAGUCAGUGGACUGCAUUGUCCCCAUCACGGACAACAUCAUGUGCACGGCGUCUAUGGACGGGUACAUCCGAGCCAUCAACCUCCUGCCGAACCGGGUCAUCGGCUGCAUCGGUCAGCACGUUGGAGAACCCGUCGAGGAGAUCGCUACGUCCUGGGACUCGCGUUUCCUGGCCAGCUGUGCCCACGACCAGCUCAUCAAGUUCUGGGACAUUUCCAGUUUACCCAAGACAACGGUCAACGAAUACCGCAAGAGGAAGAAAAAACACGGACAAAUGAAGUCUCUCACCAAGAAGGCCCACGGAGACAACGACUUCUUCUCAGGACUUGUGGAAGAAACGGAGAAGAAGAAGGAGGAAGGAGACGAGGAAGAGGGGGAGGAAGAGGAGGAUGAAAGUGACAGUGGCAGUGAUUAAACACCUGUUUCACUUCGAUGUUUCUGUGCCUUUGGACACUGAGUAGAAAGGUCCAGGUGUUUGGUCCAACCCAAAUAUCUCAUGAUACUACAGGAACAUUGCCAUGGACAGAACUGUAGCUCCUGUGGCCUUCGUGUCUCCUUUUCUUGAGGACUUUUUGUGCUAGGGUCGCAUUGACCCCAUUACCCAUUGAAAAGACAAGAAAUCUGCUAUGAAUCAGGGUUUCUGAUUAAUUUAGGAUAUAAAAAAUAAGGUUUAAACAACAUUUGAAAUUGUUAGUGUCUUUCAGAGAGUACUUUAAAUGUAUGCACACAUGUGUAAUGUAUAAAAUGAGGUAUAUUUUCUCAUUUGGUCUGUAAAAUAUCAGAAAAUGUUAAAAUGUCCAUCAGUGGUUCUCUCUGGUUCCAAAAAACAUUGACAUUUAAGAAGCUGAUAAAUCAGAGAAAAACACUCAAAUCCAUGAUGAAAAUAGUUGACGAUUCAUUUUUUUAAUCGAUUAGCAAUCGAAGCAACAAGGAUGUCACGUGGUCAUGAACAAAGGAAAAUGAAUAAAAAGCAUUU